This is a messenger RNA of Erythranthe guttata (spotted monkey flower), 1443 nucleotides long. NCBI's taxonomy places the organism in Eukaryota, Viridiplantae, Streptophyta, Magnoliopsida, Lamiales, Phrymaceae. The record is from RefSeq and is a predicted model, not a curated record.
UCCCGCCACUUGCACAUCAACCCCUCUCCUAUCGGGUGUUGAUUUCGUGCGAUUCCUUUUCAAAUCACAAAUGCUAUCUCCGUUCCCUAAUUUUUGAAUCAUAAUCUUUUUUUUUUCUGUUAAAUCGAUUUAUAUAAGCAGACGAAGCACCAAUUCGGCGUUUGCAAUGGAGGAUGCCCAGCGGUGGAGCGUGAUGUACACCAAGCACGUUAGGCAGAAGCGUAAAGUUUAUCAAGAUGGUUUUCUGGAGCUUCCAUCCUCCCGCAAUAAGGUUAUGCUAUAUGACGAAUGGGAUAAGAUCCUGGAAAGUAGGUUUGUGAAGAAAGAUGAUGUUAUCAGAUCUGGUGAAUCUCUGUCCUUCGGUUCCUAUCUUGUCGACAUUGGUGAACUAUGUGGUCGCCAAAAACCUACAUCUACUGCAAAUUGUCAAGAAAAAGAAACGAAAGUUUCAGAGAAACCAGGUCCAUUGUACAGCUACAGUAACCAGAAUAAAAGGCCAACAUUUGGGAAGAGUAAAGUACAAGUGAUCAACUUAAGUCCAUCGCAGAAAAUCAUUCGAGACUUCAAGAAGAGUGAAAUGAUCAAGUGUGUCUCUCCACCAAUAUGUGUAGAUACAAUAAGAACCAGUACAACAGAAUGGCAGGUAUUGUACACGACACAUAUAACACAAAAGGCGAAGAAAUUUCAUGAUGGCUUUUUACAACUUGUAGUUCGUGGAUCACAAGGGAGGCAGGUUAAGUUGUAUGACAUAAACAAGAGACACUUGGAUAGCAGGUUCUUGAAAAAAGAUGAGAUAGUUCGCUCUGGUGAAUCACUGCCAUUUGAGGGUUAUCUAGUAGAGAUUGGAGAAGAGGAAGGAGAUCAUAAACCAGUAACUGACUCAAUCCUUGAGGUUAAAAACUGCAACGUAAUUGGGAAAACUGAUGUAGCUGAUCAUCAAGCCAAAAUCCCAAUAAAUAAGAAAUUUUCUGCUGGUAAAUAUCCAGACAAGACCUCUCCUAAGAAACUUACUACCCUUGGGGAUUCAAGCCCCAAGAUCGAAAAUGACCAAUUAAGUUGUAGCAGACCUGCAAACGAGCCUAGACGUGCUGUAUACGAGUGGUACAAGGCACAUGAUAGGAAUUUGGUUACUGUUCAUGACAUCUUGUCUAUUCUCAAACAACCAGUUCAGAGAAAUGUUGUCAAAAUGGACAAACUGAUUAAGGUUAAGGUGGAGGACUCCCUUGAAUCACACUCUUCACAUGUUUCUUCUGAUAUCAAGGGUCAUACAAUGGAGUAUGCUGAAGAUUUCAGUGAAAGUUCACUGGACGAACUGACAGAAAAAGCCUCAGACCGUUACCGCAAAAUUAAGAUUUUAAAAACUGAAGAUGUUGAAGUCCUCGUUGCAGCUGAGAAGUGCACAGUUUCAGGAUAUGAGAGAGAAUCCUCUAGCUUCUAUCCCGG